Temnothorax curvispinosus is the source of this 596-nucleotide messenger RNA. RefSeq lists its product as uncharacterized. The transcript has 3 exons. Lineage: Eukaryota; Metazoa; Arthropoda; Insecta; Hymenoptera; Formicidae. The record is from RefSeq and is a predicted model, not a curated record. Bases 117 to 596 code for a protein of 159 amino acids.
UCAGAUCUGGAAAGCCUGACUGCCGCAAUCGAGGCCGCAAUCCUGUUUCGUUUCCCGAUUCUGGCACGAUCGAUGCGAAUAAAGCUUUUUUAACCGAUUUUCUGAUUUCCACAGUUAUGGCUUGUGUAACACACGCAAAAAUAAAAUUUUUGAACGCUUAUGACAAAGCAGAUGUCAUAAUUGUGAAAAUAGAAGAAAUUUUAGAAUUUACAAAGAAACCUCCAGAACAUGUACAAGAUUUUAAUAAAGAAUGUAUUUACAAUUGUCUGUGGAAGGAUGACAAGAAUCCAGAUAUUGUGAAAGUGCCUGUUCAAAUUUCGGAUUUAGCUGUUAUAACCAAUGCAGAAGACAUGGAAAAAUUUAAAAAUAAAAAAGGUGUUUUUAAAAGAAUUAGUAAUACUAUAUUAGAUGAUUACUAUGCAGAAGACAGCGAGAUCGAAGAUGAUAAAGAUGUACAUAGUGAAGAAGAUGUUGAAAUAAAUAAAAAUAUUCAGAAAGAAGGAAAAACAAAUCAAAAAGCUGUUAGUUUAUAUUUCAUAUAUAUUUGGUAUAUGGAUACUAUAAUUUUGCAAGAGAAAAAUGUGAUAAAAAAUUAA